This is a messenger RNA of Acanthocheilonema viteae, 2883 nucleotides long. The record is from the annotation of a GenBank genome assembly. NCBI's taxonomy places the organism in Eukaryota, Metazoa, Nematoda, Chromadorea, Rhabditida, Onchocercidae.
AUGCGACAUGAACCCAACAAAGCAAUUAUGUUUCGUUCGGAGAAUUUCCUUCAAUUAUCGCCAUCCAACGAUGUGCUAAGAAUUACUGAGGAGAAAGGUAAUACAAAAAUAGAAUACGAUGUGAAAGUUGAAUGUGGGAAGAAUUACUAUGGACAGGAAUGUGCCAUUUUCUGUAAUCCGAGCAUCGGAAGUUUUCAUUUCAAAUGUUCAUCGGAUGGACGACGUUUAUGCGAAGAUGGCUGGAGUGGACAAAAUUGUAAUGACCCAAUUUGCGCUAAUGGUUGUAUUAAUGGAUAUUGUGUUUCACCUGGAAUAUGCAAAUGUCGUAAUGGAUGGCAAGGUAAUAGUUGUGAUCGUUGUAAACCACAGGAUGGUUGUAAAAAUGGUUAUUGUAGCAAACCUAACGAAUGUAUUUGCGAGAAGAAUUGGGGUGGAACAUAUUGUGACAGAGAUUUAGAUUAUUGCUUUCAUAAUUCUCCAUGUUUGAAUGGCGGAAAAUGUUCAAGCGGAGGAUUACAAAAUUAUUACUACUGCAACUGUACGAAUGGUUUUGGUGGACAAAAUUGUGAAAUUAAGUUGGAUCCAUGCGCUAAAGUAAACUGUGGCAAAUACGGUCAAUGCAGAGCUUCAUGGAAUUCGGAAAGGAAAUAUCUGUGCUACUGUGAUGUGACUCAUUACGGUGAUCAUUGUCAGUAUCGGAUGGAUGAAAGUAAUCCAAUGGAUAUUCAUUUUCAACGUUCAUUUCAACCAGAAAGUUGCAAAUUAUCGAAUUCGGAAUCCAUGCCAGCUGGAUUUAGUUGGACUACUGUUGAUUGUCGACAUUGCAUAUGCCAAAAGCACUGUAUUAUUGUUACGGAAGAUGAGUGCCUGAAAGAUAAAUGUGAUUAUCCACGUGGUCGUUGCCUUUCUUGGCUACAAAUAAACAGCGAAACAGCACGGCGCAUUUGUCGUGAACGUUUGAAUGCUGGUGAUCAAAAUACGCAGGGAUGCGCACGAAUGUAUCUCGAAUUUGAUAUCGACAAUUUACUACCGGGGACAACAUCGGGCGACGUUUGCUUUCAUUUGCUGUUAGAUGCCAAUGCCGCAAAUAUCACACAUAUUGGAUUCGAUUGCAAGCUAAUAUCGACUAAUACAGUACAAGUGAAUAUUAUCUCGCUACAAUUUUUAAUGGACGUUACGAUGAUGAAAGAUUUCCUGAAGAAUCGUAUUCUCAAUCGUCUAACCACCAGCAAGAUACUUGCUGCAGUUGUUAAGAUUAACGAUAGUGAUAAUCAUGAUAGAAACGAACAUCCCAUGUUGAAUGCUAUUUUAACACUUCGAAAUUCCGCGAUAUCGCCAACGACCGAUUUCACAUCGUUAACAACCAAACAAGUGCUCAUCAUAAUUAUUUGCCUUAUGUUGCUGAUAAUUCUCGUCCUCCUAAACAUUUCCAUUAUGAAGAAUCCUCAUUUUUGCGCUCGGGAACGUUUUGAAGAGCAUUGUUCUGCAACUGAACCGUUCGAUUCGGGAAUUGUUGAUCGUGAACUGGAAGAAAAUGAAAAUAAUUCAAGGAUUUUAGAACAACGUCGAAUGAAAUCGAAAUUACAAAUUUUACACGAAUCACAAUCUGACAAUUCCAUCUUAAAUCCAAUACGAUUACAGUUAACUGGUUGUAGGGUACAGAAAGACUGCGAUGAAGAUCAAAUUUGUGAUGAAAAGAGAUGUAUUCCGGAUUUACAGCCCGUAUUGGCAAUGAAAGAAUCAAAAAAACAAUCUCCAUAUUGUUACACUAAUUAUCACUGCAAAUAUUGGCAGAAAUGUUUGAAUGGUGUAUGCAUGCAAAAUUUCGGAUCUCUACCGAGGAUGGGUAACUUGGAGGGACUGAUAGCGCCCUCAUCCAGCUCAAAACCCGUCAUGCGAGAAAAAAUACCAUACCUGGAAACCCAUGAGACUGCAUUUGAAACGCCGAAGAAAGCAACAUCUGAAACGGCAAAUAAAACGUCAUUCGAUGCACCACGUGAAGCAACAUUUGAGGCGCUGAAUGAAACGACAUCUGGUGCGGUGGAUGAAACAAGAAAUCAAGAGUUAGGGGUGACAGUAUCUCUUGUAUUGGAUGAAACAGUUCCUCAGAUAGCAGAUGAAGAGAUAUCCCAAGCAGUGGAUGAGACGCAACUUCAGACAUCUACUGAGACACAACAAUAUGCAGAGUCAAUGCGGAUUGCACAACCAACGAAAUUUGUAGAGACAGGAAAUGUAUACCCGUGGAUUGGCUUCCAAAUACCAUUGCGUGUGCGAAUGAUAGUCAAUGUAAUGUUCAACAGCUUUGCGCAGUUGAUGGAUAUUGUGUUCUCGAUCCGUCGUUCCCAAAAUUUGGCCCAAGAUGUGACACCAAUAAAGACUGCAAAAAAUCAGGAAUUUGCCGGAAUGGACGCUGUUAUAUUUCCUAUCCUUAUACAAAGUGCAGAACCAAUGAGCAAUGCGCAAUUGACGAAAUUUGUGUUGUGGCAGGUUACUGCGUUCCGGAUCCGCAUUCUAAACUGCAUGGAGCAGGUCCACGGUAGUUUCACAUUUACAGAGGGAUCUGAUUACUGUGCUAAAGUAGAUGCAAAUUUGGUUACAAUCAGAGAUAUUCAACAAGCAAAUUAUGUAAAUUACAUGUAUAAUGCGGGUGGAAAUGGCACGUACUGGAUAGGUCUACUCAAAGACAUCAAUGGCAUUUUUAAAUGGCAAAGCGGUGAAUCGGUGAUUUACACCGACUGGGAGAAAGGAAAGCCGGAACCGCGGAUAGGAUGUGUGAUUGCGGAUGUCACGAAAUUUGGUGGGAAAUGGUUCAUAACUGAUUGCAUUGAAAUAAUGUCUCCGGAUCAGGGAUUCAUUUGUGAGAAGGAUGUCCACAGGAUUUAG